UGCUGCUAUGGAUGACCUUUACCUUGAUAACAUUGACGAAUUCGUCAGUGAUCAAAACAAAAUAGUUACAUAUAAAUGGCUCAGUCUUACCCUUGGAGUCCAUGUCAACACGGCUAAACAAAUGCUCUACCAUUACCUGGAACAGAAACGCAAGGAAACAUCCGGGACUCGUCUUCAUGCCACUUACCUGGUGUCUGGCAAGUUCGUGGAAAAUGGAACUAUGUGUCAUAAGGUGUCAGUAGUAAGAGAAGACAAACUUGAGGAUGUCAAGUCAAAAAUGGAUGUGACUAUAAGUGUACACGUGUACAGCAUACAGAAAGCAGAGCUGAAGGACAGCGGCCCACUCUACAGUACAGAUUAUGAUGCCGUAAAGGAAAACCUAAAAAACUGUAACAAGUACACUGCGAUUCGCUGUGCCUCAGCUGUUCCGAGGUCUUCAUCAGAAAUGCAUAGAGCUCAGGAGAUGGCACAGGUGACAGUGGCUGAAAACGCAGCCAGCAAACCUGAACUGACGAACCACGUCACGUCAAACCCAACUGCCAAACAGCCCAAAGGUAUUAUGGGAAUGUUUGCGAACAAAAGCACCAGCAAGAGCCAAGAGUCCAGCAAGGAAGUGAAAACCGAGCAAAAAGACGACGCGUUUGCAGUCAACACAUCAAAAUCCAAGCCAUCUGCCAUGGGUAAAGCUAUGAGUAACUUUUUUGGAAAAACGUCUGGAAAGAAAGUCACCAGUGACCAGCCAGAUAAGCCCGUUAAAGAGGAGGGGGGCGGAGCCGAGGGCAUGAGCCCCUCUCAGUGCUCUACCAAAUCUGAGCCGGACACAAAGGACGAGCCACCGAAGGAAUCACCAAAGGCAGUGACCAAGGAGGUGAAGGAUGUUAAGAAUAGUAAGACAAAGCGGCUAGAACAGUCUGAUAGCGAGGAUGAAAGGAUGGAGAGUCAAAAGAAAAAAAGACGGAGAAUAAAGAAGCCCCACCCGGACAGCAGUGAUGAAGAAUGUGAAGUCGUACCAGAGUCUCCACCUGUACCCGAAGUAAACACCCCGAGUCCUGACCGACCAAUGAAAACAGAGUCUGUGUCACACCUAGAGGAGUCCUCUGAAUGCAGGAAGAGGAAGAGGAGGAGGGUGUUGAAAUCUCACACGUUCCUUGAUGAUGAAGGGUGCAUUGUGACUGAGAAACGUUAUGAGAGCGAAUCCUAUUCAGAGAGUGAAGAUGACUCAAAAGCCAGCAGUCAAAGAGUCAAAGAUACGACUGCACUCCAACCAACACGCAGGAAGAGGGAGGAAGAGAAAAAACCAACAGAGAAAAAUCAGAAGAAAGCACCCGCAUCUACUGACAAGACCACAAAACAAGCAUCCAUUAAGGGAUUUUUUCUGAAGAAAUGA
Chanos chanos (milkfish) is the source of this 1387-nucleotide messenger RNA. RefSeq names its product polymerase (DNA-directed), delta 3, accessory subunit (gene pold3). Gene Ontology annotation, molecular function: DNA-directed DNA polymerase activity. Gene Ontology annotation, cellular component: delta DNA polymerase complex; nucleus. Lineage: Eukaryota; Metazoa; Chordata; Actinopteri; Gonorynchiformes; Chanidae. The record is from RefSeq and is a predicted model, not a curated record. Gene Ontology annotation, biological process: DNA replication; DNA strand elongation involved in DNA replication; DNA synthesis involved in UV-damage excision repair. The coding region runs from base 8 to 1387 and encodes 459 amino acids. The transcript has 12 exons.